Messenger RNA from Strigops habroptila (Kakapo), 1780 nucleotides. It is a transcript of the gene MIX23, whose product is annotated as coiled-coil domain containing 58. Gene Ontology annotation, cellular component: mitochondrial intermembrane space; mitochondrion. The transcript has 5 exons. The record is from RefSeq and is a predicted model, not a curated record. NCBI's taxonomy places the organism in Eukaryota, Metazoa, Chordata, Aves, Psittaciformes, Psittacidae. The coding region runs from base 144 to 578 and encodes 144 amino acids.
AGCGGGGCGCCCCGGAACCCUCUAAGCGGCGGAGUCGCCCUACGCCGCCGCUAUCGGUGCCCGGCCGGGGGCCGCUCCACCUCCGAGCGUCAUCCCGCCUCCCCGCUGGAUUGGCUGGCGCCGCGGCCGUCGGCCUUUCCAGUAUGGCGGCGCCCGGCGGAGCGGCGAGCUGUGAGGACUUCGCCGAGUUCCAGGAGUUUCUCAGGGUGAUGAGGACGAUCGAUGACAGAAUUGUCCACGAAUUAAACACUACGAUUCCAACUGCUUCCUUUGUGGGGAAGAUUGAUGCCAGCCAGACGUGUAAAGAACUGUACCAGUCUUUGAUGGAUGCUCACACCAGCAGAGAGAAAAUCAUCAAAAACUGCAUCGCUCAGACUUCCAGUGUAGUGAAAACUCUCAGAGAAGAGAGGGAAAAGUCCCAGGAUGAUGUAGCAUUAUUAAAGCAACUCAGGAAAGAGCAGACAAAGUUGAAAUUGAUGCAGUCGGAGCUGAAUGUUGAAGAAGUGGUAAACGACAGAAGCUGGAAGGUAUUUAAUGAACGUUGCCGAAUUCACUACAAGCCUCCGAAGAGUCAAUGAUGUGGGGUAUUUUCCAUCAAGGUGGUCCAUAACUAUCAGAGCCAAACUGGAAAGAGACCUUGGGUGAGCUGUGUUGUGACCCUCCAGAACCAGUAGAACCCAGUCUUGUUUUGUUUUGGACCUACUUAGCUGAAAUUUCAAGAUUGACAUGAUUCUCCUGUAAUUAAGAGAAAACAACUCAUCUUUUGUACAAAAUAUGUGAACAAAUGAAUUUUAUAGUAUUAAAAUAAUUUUCAAAUGGAAUGCGAAACUGGCAUCUUUCUUGCACUUGUACAACUUCAACAGUCCUAGAGGGAAAGAAACAGUAAAAACCAGCUCUGAGCAGGGAGGACAGGGCUCUCCCUGAACUGGUGCAUGUUAAACUAUCAGUGAACAUGGUGUCCUUGUGCAAAUAAUAUGCUAAAAUCUGAAAGGAAAUAAAACAUUGCAGAAUGAUCAGCAAGCGUAGGUUCAGCAGCCCUGAAAGGAAGAAGCUGUCAGCAUUGUUCUGAACUGCUCAACAUUGGCAGCGUUGAUUCAGAGCUGCAUGUGGGUGCAGGUUUGCCAGUGCUCCCACAAUGCUGACAGGCAGCAUCUGUCACAUACUGGCCUUUGGUCUGCAUUACUAAGUUCUGCAGUUUUUCUUUAAAUAGAGAACAUGGUGUCAAUUAAAACCACUUUGGAGUGGAGAUGAAGAUAAGUCUUGUUCAGGAAUGAGGCAGUUUACCAUCCCUCCUUCUGAAAUUAGAAAUUAAUUCCAUAGGUGAAUUGCAUUUGAACUGGGAAAAUAGCUGUGCAUACCUGAUCCUGUUGCUUCUGGCCAUAGUUGUAUAUUUAGAAAGCUUUAAUGCAACACCUCUGCAGUUAAAAGCGGAUAAGUAUGAGGAAAGCAGGAUUGCUGUAAUUAUACCUUGAAGUUUUACUAACUCUUAACUGGCUGACAGUCAAAUAACAAGGUCUCCUUGGUUGCCAGCUGGUUUUAUUACUUAUCCCUAAGUCUUUAAGAACCCUUGAACUUGAAGAGAGUCUUAAAAAUACAGUCAUCAUCUUGCGAAUGCUUUGGAAUUCAGUAACUACCAAAAUUACUGUAUACUCUCACUUCCCUAAAAGCUGUGCAUACAUGGGGUGAUCGCAAGUAAACGUAGGAAUGUACCUGUGUUACUGGAAAGCUGGCAAAAAUCUGUGCAGCAUCACCUGGUUUAUAGUUGUUUGCCCAGAAGAGA